Messenger RNA from Cimex lectularius (bed bug), 1102 nucleotides. RefSeq names its product soma ferritin. Gene Ontology annotation, cellular component: cytoplasm. The record is from RefSeq and is a predicted model, not a curated record. The transcript is spliced from 3 exons. Lineage: Eukaryota; Metazoa; Arthropoda; Insecta; Hemiptera; Cimicidae. Gene Ontology annotation, molecular function: ferric iron binding; ferrous iron binding. The coding region runs from base 24 to 701 and encodes 225 amino acids. Gene Ontology annotation, biological process: iron ion transport; intracellular iron ion homeostasis.
AAGGUCUUCCGAGCGUAUAAAUAAUGACAGGGAGUUUCCAGUGGCAUCGUUCAGCAGUGAGACGUCGUACGAUACGCAUCGACCCAUCCGAGCUAUUUUUUCCCCCCAAUUUAAUCAAAAAACAUCAACAAAUUAUUAAUUGUCAGCAUCCAGUGAGAUCUACAAUUAAUAAGUCAGCGAAAAUGGCAGCAUCACAAGUCCGUCAGAACUUCCACGCUGACAGCGAAGAGGCGAUAAAUAAGCAAAUCAACAUGGAAUUGUAUGCCAGCUACACCUACUUGUCCAUGGCAUACCACUUUGACAGGGACGACAUCGCUUUAGAAGGAUUCUCCCAUUAUUUCAAGAAGGCCUCCUGCGACGAAAGGGAGCAUGCGAUGAAGCUUAUGUCCUACCUGAACAAGAGAGGAGGCAGAAUUCUCCUCCAGGACGUUGUCAAACCGACCAAAGACGACUGGGGCACCGCUGAAGAAGCUGUUGCAGCUGCUCUUCAGCUCGAGAAGGAUGUCAACAUGAGUCUUUUGACCCUUCAUGGAAUCGCUGGAUCUCAUAACGAUGCAAACCUAUGUGAUUUUAUUGAGAACGAGUACUUACAGGAGCAAGUCGAUUCCAUAAAAGAACUCGGAGACCUGCUGACCAACGUCCGCCGCGUUGGCGAAGGCCUCGGUAUCUUAGUGCUCGACAAGGAACUCAAGUCUUCAUAAAAGUCAAUUGGAAACAUUUUAAAUAUACAUUCACGAGUCAUUUUUACACACAAUAGCCUUUAUAGAUAUUUGUGAGAGAUUUUUACAAUAUAUUAUUCAAACAAUACUUACCUCUUGUUUCUAUUACUAUGUAUUACAAUAUUGUACUCGUUACUAUCUGUCACUGUAUAAUCGUUUAAAUGGAUCCAUUGUAUGUUUGUUUCUUUGUUUGGCUGUGUUUUCUAGGCAGUGCAUUUUUUAGUUAAGUAUACUCGUGUAAAUUGUAUAUUUCUUUAUUAAUAGUAAAACAAAAAAAAUGUUCUCUAAAAAAUUGAUUUACCAAUUGGGUAUUUCUGUUUGCGAUUAGAGUUUUAUUACAUGUUAUUCUAAUUGUAUAAAAAUAGAAAUAUUAAAACGGUAUA